Erigeron canadensis is the source of this 2033-nucleotide messenger RNA. Its product is annotated as CRM-domain containing factor CFM9, mitochondrial. The transcript has 4 exons. Gene Ontology annotation, molecular function: RNA binding. Bases 112 to 1647 code for a protein of 511 amino acids. Lineage: Eukaryota; Viridiplantae; Streptophyta; Magnoliopsida; Asterales; Asteraceae. The record is from RefSeq and is a predicted model, not a curated record.
UAGUACUGAACUAAAACCCUGCCCUGAUGAAAAACCCCAUUCCCAAAUGCCCACCAAAACAAUUUCAUCAAAAACAUAAAUAAAUCUGUCUAUUAAUUUUAUCACUGUCCAAUGUUCAUUGCUGCUUCAAGAAACCUUCAAAAGCAUUGCUUUCAAACCCUAACCCACCGUUUCAUCACCCAGGAUGUGAAGUUGUUAAGAGGUGUUGCCCCUAAUUUGAUACAUGGGUAUGAUACCCAGUUCAAAUUUGUGAAUAAAGAUGAUAGCUUUUUGAGAUGGGUCGGGUCAGGCGAUGGGUUUGAUGGGAAUCGGAUGUAUUCGACAUCGAAAGGAAGGAGUAUGAGAAGUAAAGUGGAGAUGAGGAUGAAGAAAGAGUCUGGUAAAACCCUGAGGGAGAUUAGGAGGGCUAAAAAGAUUCAAAAGAAGUUGAUGACUGAUGAGGAACGUCUCGUUUACAAUCUUAAAAGGGCCAAGAAAAAAGUUGCAUUGCUUCUUCAAAAGCUGAAAAAAUAUGAGCUACCAGAAUUACCACCUCCACGGCACGAUCCUGAACUUUUGACCCCUGAGCAGGUCCAAGCAUUAAAAAAGAUUGGUUUUCGAAACAGAAAUUAUGUACCAGUUGGCGUCCGUGGUGUGUUUGGAGGUGUGGUUCAAAACAUGCACAUGCAUUGGAAGUUUCAUGAAACUGUUCAAGUUUGUUGUGAUAACUUUCCCAAAGAAAAGAUUAAGGAAAUGGCAACCAUGCUUGCAAGAUUGAGUGGUGGCAUUGUGGUCAACAUACAUAAUGUCAAAACCAUCAUCAUGUUUCGUGGAAGAAAUUACAGACAACCAAAGAAUCUGAUACCAAUCAACACCCUUACCAAAAGAAAGGCAUUAUUUAAAGCUAGAUUCGAACAAGCACUUGAUUCUCAAAAACUUAAUAUCAAGAAAAUAGAGCAGCAGCUUAGGAGAAUGAACGUAAAUCCUGAUGACCCGGUUGCCAUGGCUAGCAUACAAAGAGUGGCAUCCACAUUUUUUAAUGCAAUAGACAAAAAGGAAGGAAGUCCUUAUGUCUUCCAUGGUGACAAAAAGGGUGAAGCAAGUACUGUAAACACAAAUGAACCGGAAUCUGGUGAAGACAGUGAUCAGGAGGAGCUUGACAAGUUCAUAGCAGAGAUUGAGGAGGCAGCUGACAGAGAGUGGGAAGCAGAAGAAGCCGCAGAGAAAGAAGAAGUCAACAAGAUUAGAUAUCUUUAUAAAGAAGAUUAUGAUGGAAGGUAUACAAAACCAGGAAUGGGUAGGAUGGCCCCACAAAGGAGUAGUAAUAGUGAGAGUGAUGAGGUAGAUGAAGAUGAUCAAGUUGACGAAAAUGACUCAGAUGAAGCUUCUUAUAUUAAUGAUGCUCCAAAAGUAGAAAGGUGGAAGGGAGGUCGUAAUAGAAAACCCAGUGAUGGUGGUAGGUUCAAUGGUAGGGACGAAGAUAGAUUCAUGAGAAAUGAUGCUCAAGAAGAAUAUGAGUCAGAAGAUAUAUUGAAUGAUUUGCAAAAUGUCAUGUUUGAAACUGAUGGAGAAAAUGAAGCAAGAUCAUCACCAGAAACUACAAAUUACGACAUUGAACACAAGCCAAAAACAGCAAAAAAUAUGGAUGAAAAUUGGGACAGUGAUUAACUUGGUGGUAGGGAACUCUUCAGCAUUAAUUUCUCAUGACUAGAGAUUGUUAUGAUGUAUGAACCUUCAGAUUUAUUGGUAGUGUUCAUUCAGGGUAACUUGAAAUUUAUCUUCAAAGGUCAGUACAAAUUAAUCAAGCUGAAGAUUGUUAACAUUUUAUGCUGCAAUCUCGUUGCAAUUUUGCAUUGUCAUAAAGACCAUAGUCUGAAUGGUGUUGAAGUGCUCACUGGUUAUCACUUGAGUUUGCAUAUUGGAUUUGCAUCGGUUCAAUGUCAUGGGAUUGUGUAGGGAGUUCUCAUACAAGUAUACAAAUUUGACAAAAAUCUAUCUAUAUUAUCAUGUAACCCCUUUGGAUUUUUUAUUCUAUUCAUGAUCCCUUAAGAUAA